CACGCCAUCGCUUUUAUUAUUCUGUGGAAAAUCCACAUUUUUCCCUUUUCCGUGCAAAAUAGAGUGUUUCUACGCAAUAUGGCUCUCAAUUUAACUGUGCGCGUCCAUCCGGUGGUGUUGUUCCAGAUAGUUGAUGCGUACGAGCGGAGAAAUGCAGAUUCUCAACGUGUCAUCGGGACUCUUCUAGGCACUGCGGACAAGGGUAUUGUGGAGGUUUCAAACUGUUUCUGCGUUCCCCACAAGGAGCACGACGACCAGGUGGAAGCGGAACUGGGCUAUGCCCACGAAGUGUAUGACCUCAACCGCCGAGUGAACGCCUCUGAGAACAUCGUCGGCUGGUGGGCGACAGGCAAUGAGGUGACGAAUCACAGUUCCGUGAUCCAUGAGUAUUACUCGCGGGAGUGCAACAAUCCCGUCCAUGUGACGGUUGACACUUCCCUCCAGGGCGGCCGGAUGGGCCUCAAGGCAUUCGUUUGUGUCUCCCUGGGCGUGCCCGGUGGGAAGACUGGCAACAUGUUCACCCCCAUCAACAUCGAGAUCACCAGUUAUGCCCCAGAGACUGUUGGUCUGCAGCUGUGCGCCAAGACCAUUGGCGUGUCCAACGCCUCCCGGUCGCGCGCCGUGCAGCCCAUGGUGGACCUCGCCCAGGUGGCGGAGGCGGCCACCAAGCUGCAGGGUUUGCUGGAUCAAGUGCUGACGUACGUGGAGGAUGUGCUGUCGGGCAAGCAACAGGCGGACAACACAGUGGGACGCGCCCUGCUCGACCUCAUCCACUCCGUGCCCAACAUGUCGCCAGAUCAGUUCGCCCAGAUGUUCAAUUCCAACGUGAAGGACCUCCUGAUGGUGGUCACGCUGUCACAGCUCAUCAAGACACAACUGCAACUCAACGAGAAGCUGCCGUUCCUCUGCUCCACCCAGAAUUGAUGAUUCCCUUCAAUAUGCGCGGCAGAAUAAACGCAGUUUGACUACA
Phlebotomus argentipes is the source of this 970-nucleotide messenger RNA. It is a transcript of the gene eIF3f1, whose product is annotated as eukaryotic translation initiation factor 3 subunit F. NCBI's taxonomy places the organism in Eukaryota, Metazoa, Arthropoda, Insecta, Diptera, Psychodidae. The transcript has 3 exons. The record is from RefSeq and is a predicted model, not a curated record. Gene Ontology annotation, molecular function: translation initiation factor binding; translation initiation factor activity; metallopeptidase activity. Gene Ontology annotation, biological process: translational initiation. Gene Ontology annotation, cellular component: eukaryotic translation initiation factor 3 complex, eIF3m. The coding region runs from base 79 to 924 and encodes 281 amino acids.